Molecule: messenger RNA, 2423 nt
Organism: Condylura cristata (star-nosed mole)
Lineage: Eukaryota; Metazoa; Chordata; Mammalia; Eulipotyphla; Talpidae
Gene: CUNH18orf63
Product: chromosome unknown open reading frame, human C18orf63
Exons: 15
Coding region: 1-2205 (734 amino acids)
Source: RefSeq, a predicted model, not a curated record
AUGGGGCUUCAGGGCCUGCGGCUACCCAGUACAACCUUCCUUCCCCUCAAGGGCAGCCAGGGGCCCGCAGGCGCCAUGGCCGACGGCCGGCCGCAGUCGCUCUUCUUCCUCACGCUGCCGCAGCCGUGUGGCGGGAGCGACACCGCGGCCGAGUGUCAGCGUGAGGCGCGCUCGGUGGCCGCGGGCCUCGCCCCUCGCUUGCCUUCUCCCCCGCGUCUGCGUUCCCGCGUGGCCCCCGGGAGCCCGGGCCUCCCUCCGUGCGCUUUCAGGCCUCUCCUCUACUUACCUGGGGCCUUCCGGCAGCGGCAGGCGCAGUCGGGUCCCUGGCCGCCGGCCCUCAAGGCAAAGCGACAGGGGCCGCCUGGCCAGGCCUCCCGGGCGGACAGCGAGGCUGGGACGGGAAGGCAGACGCCUGGGUCAGCUGCAAACCCAGCCCGCACCGGGCCCCCCGACGCGGCCCCCGAGCGGCCUCCUCGGGGCGGCAACACGUGGGAGUUGCUGUUGUUGCACCAAGACAUUCUCACAGCACCUGGGCCUGGAAUAGCAAACCAAAUUUGGGUGGUGAUGGCGAUUUCAUUUUAUAAAGCUGGAAAACUUAAUGCCUGUAUUGAAAAAUAUGGAGCUAAGGCGGAGUCGGCCCAAAGAGUGACUCCUGAGAUUCUUCAAAGCUGCCUUUCCUACUCACUCACGGUCAGGCUUGCGCCAACCUGGAAUAAAGCUGGCCACCUCCUGGUGCAAGGAAAAGACUUUCUUUCUCAAGCGGGAAAGCAAAAUGCUGUUGUAUUAGAUAUCAGCGUCACAGAAACUCACACCUGCCUGAGCGUAGAGGUCUACACAGUGAGGCUGCCGCCGCCUGAGCUAAGCGACUUUGGUAUUUCUCAAAGAGUUAUAAAGGAUUUUGAAACUAACACGAAUGCUGUCAUUGAGGGACAUUCGAUUUUAAACAAAUGGUGCUACGUUUUGCCAAGUAUGAAAAUGGGACAAAUAUUAAGUGUUUUUCACACCAUCCCCCCUGACUGCCCUUUUCACUCCUUCCACGAUUUCCAGAUGCACUGGGACCAGCUGUAUGGCUAUAAACUUCCAGAAGAUAGCAGAAGUUCAGAAGUGUACUGCAGCAUCUACUUCAAAAUGAUAGGAGAAAGGACCUUUACGUACCCUCUCAGCUGCGUCAGGAGCCAGCCCGUGCAGUUCUUUCCCAGGGUGGAUCUGGAGGGCGUGCUGAAACGCUUUCUCUCGGAUUUAAAACUGACGCUGCCCCACAUAUGCGGCUUUCCCGUGAGGAUGACAGCCAGGCCGCGCUACCACACGCACGAGCUCGCCAGGCCGCCUGCGCAGGAAAACAAAGCCAGGCUGCCCAACCUGACCACUAAAGGACUGUUCCCGCCCUCCCGGACGCAGGCCCCGCCCACCCCGGCGCAGGCCCCGCCCACCAGGCCCGCCUGGGCGCAGACUCUGCCGCGGGGUUGGGCAGAAGCGGGCCGCCAGGUGGCGCUGUCAGCCGGCCAGCAAAGCCCGCGCGUGUCCUGGCCGCCUCCCGCCCAGCCAGGAUCUGCUCAGAGCAGGAAGAGACCCCUGUCCAGCCAGGCACGAGAGCACUUGGAAGUUGAAGUGCCCAGCAGGGGAAAUACGCCGCUGCAAGACACACAGUCUGGCUCCCAAAGUACUGUCGGCCCUAAAUUUGUACCAGUUUUCAAAAAUGGCUUGUCAAGCAAAAGAAUCUUCGAAUCUGGCCACCAGAAGAGAAAAUCACACGUCAUGAAGGAACCUAAGCUGUUUUCACUUCAUAGCAGUGUGAGCCAGUGUGACAAGCUGAAGUUUGAUCCGACUACUAAAAACAAAUCUAACCAUAACAUGCAGACAAGUGCUGGGCACUUAAGUAGGCCGUCUAGAUCUCUGCCUGAAAAAAAUGCAAAAUCCUGUGAAAGCAUGGCAAAACAUCACCCUUCUAAUGGGAAGUUGUCGUCUGGGAGUAAGCUGCUCUCUAGUGGAUCCGCGUUGCCUGUGUCAAAUGCAGAUUCGGGUGCAAUGGGCAGUGCCGCCGGCUCCCAGGUACGAGCUUCCACCAGAUCAAAGCCCAAGAACUCGAGGGUGGUUCCGAAAGCUGCUGUGGUGCGAAAGAAGGAAAUGCCCACCAGGGAAGAGAGUCCAGACGAGUGUGCUGCGCCCAGAUUCUCCAGAGACCAGCGAAGAGCGUGGUUCCCUUAAAGCCUCUGACGCGAAGGCCCGCAGGAGUCCAGCUGUAAUCAGGAAAGCCGAACUGUAUUUCCGCGGUCAGUCGUCUGUUGCGUGUGGGCCGCGCCCCUGGCUAUUCUUCCUGUUCGACUGUAGCGUAGUUUUAGGGCCAUUGUCAUGUUAAAACCAGAAGUGAGUGAUUAAUGUCUGCCUGGCUCAAGUUGCUUGAACUAUUAGCCAGUUAAUGCUGA